This is a messenger RNA of Manis pentadactyla (Chinese pangolin), 3636 nucleotides long. RefSeq names its product zinc finger protein 282 (gene ZNF282). The coding region runs from base 104 to 2026 and encodes 640 amino acids. The record is from RefSeq and is a predicted model, not a curated record. Gene Ontology annotation, biological process: regulation of DNA-templated transcription. The transcript has 8 exons. NCBI's taxonomy places the organism in Eukaryota, Metazoa, Chordata, Mammalia, Pholidota, Manidae.
UACGGGCUGUAGAUGGAGCUGUCCGGCCCCGGCGAGGGGGAAGGCGCCUGGAAAACGUUCUUCUUCUCCCUGGCCGGCCCGAGCGGGGAACAGCACUCCCAGGAUGCAGUUUGUGUCAACACGGCCGCAGCCUCAGCAGCUGGGCAUCCAGGGCCUGGGGCUGGACAGCGGGAGCUGGAGCUGGGCCCAGGCGCUGCCCCCGGAGGAGGUCUGCCACCAGGAGCCGGCGCUGCGCGGGGAAAUGGCCGAGGGAAUGCCGCCCAUGCAGGCUCAAGAAUGGGACAUGGAUGCCCGGCGACCAAUGCCUUUUCAGUUCCCACCUUUCCCAGACAGGGCACCCGUCUUCCCUGACCGCAUGAUGAGAGAACCCCAGCUGCCCACAGCCGAGAUCUCCCUCUGGACCGUGGUGGCCGCCAUUCAGGCUGUGGAGAGGAAGGUGGAUGCCCAGGCCAGCCAGCUGCUAAAUCUGGAGGGGCGGACGGGGACCGCGGAGAAGAAGCUGGCCGACUGCGAGAAGACGGCCGUGGAGUUCGGGAACCACAUGGAGAGCAAGUGGGCCGUGCUGGGCACCCUGCUGCAGGAGUACGGGCUGCUGCAGAGGCGGCUGGAGAACAUGGAGAACCUGCUGAGGAACAGGAACUUCUGGGUCCUGCGGCUGCCCCCGGGCAGCAAGGGGGAGGUCCCCAAGGUCCCCGUGACGUUUGUUGACAUUGCUGUUUACUUCUCGGAGGACGAGUGGAAGAACUUGGACGAGUGGCAGAAGGAGCUUUACAACAACCUCGUGAAGGAGAACUACAAAACCCUGGCGUCCCUGGACACGGAGGGUCCAGUGCCCAAGCCAGAUGCUCCCGCUCAGGUCGAGCCCAGGGAAGAGCCUUGCGUGUGGGAGCAGCGUGACGCGGAAGAGAGAGAAAUCCUAAUGGAUCCUGACACAGGAGCAGAGCCCCAGGUACCUGCACAGGAGGCAUCCUCUCAGGUGAAGCGGGAGGAAGCCCUGUGUGCCCGAGGUCAGCGGGGCCCGGAGGAAAGAGCCAUCCCCACCGAGUCCAUCACUGACUCGCCAGCCUCCGCCCAGGACCUCUUGUCCCGGAUUAAACAGGAGGAGCACCCGUGCGUGUGGGAUCAGCAGGAUUUGUCCGAGAGAGAUAUUCCAGCGGACCCCAAUUCAGAGUCUCUGAUCUCAGCACAUGACAUUUUGUCAUGGAUCAAGCAGGAGGAGCAGCCGUACCCAUGGGGCCCACGUGACUCGAUGGAAGGAGAGCUCGGAUUAGCUUCUGGUCCCAGUGACGGCCUGCUGCUGGUGAAGACCCCGGGGGCGGCCUCGUCGCAGCCCCAGCCGCAGGCGCAGCCCCAGCCGCAGCCCGGCCCGCCCAGCCUGCCCCCGGGGCCGGCGCCCGAGGGCACAGGCGGGCCGCCGAGCCGCGGGGCGGGGGCGGGGCUGCUGGACGACGGCUUCGCGGGGCUGGCGGCGGAGCGCGGCGAGGGCGGCGGGGGCUGCGGCAGCUGCUGCGCGGGCGGCCUCCGGCGGGGCCUCCUGCUGCACGGCGCGCGCAGCAAGCCCUACUCGUGCCCCGAGUGCGGCAAGAGCUUCGGCGUGCGCAAGAGCCUCAUUAUCCACCACCGCAGCCACACCAAGGAGCGGCCCUACGAGUGCGCCGAGUGCGAGAAGAGCUUCAACUGCCACUCGGGCCUCAUCCGCCACCAGAUGACGCACCGCGGCGAGCGGCCCUACAAGUGCUCCGAGUGCGAGAAGACCUACAGCCGCAAGGAGCACCUGCAGAACCAUCAGCGGCUGCACACGGGCGAGCGGCCCUUCCAGUGCGCGCUCUGCGGCAAGAGCUUCAUCCGCAAGCAGAACCUGCUCAAGCACCAGCGCAUCCACACGGGCGAGCGGCCCUACACGUGCGGCGAGUGCGGCAAGAGUUUCCGCUACAAGGAGUCGCUCAAGGACCACCUGCGUAUACACAGUGGUGGCCCGGGGCUUGGUGCCCCGCGACCCCUGCAGGCGCCUCCAGAUCGAGACUAGGGCUGGGCUGGGGGAGGGGAGGCCCCGCAACAGGAGCAGGGGUGGGUGCAGGCCUGGGGCGUCCUGAGGACCCCCGAUCCUGCCGGAGGGUCUCGGCGCCUUCCCUCCCUCUCCCCGCCACCUGCCGGAAAUCGGGAACAGGAAUUGCACUCCAGACAGGGUCCCCUGAGGUUGGGCAGGGGUCCCCUAGACAUGUUGGGCCUGAGUGGACAGCCCAGCUCAUCUCAUAGGGUGGACCUAGGGGCCACCGAGUGGCUUCCCACAGCAAGAUGCCAGAGGGACAGUGAUGAGGUGAGAGCUUUGGGGCAGCCCCCUCAGGCACCUGGUGGGCCCCUUUGGCCACUGCGGUCACAGAUCGUGAUCAGGGGAAGCAAGCAGAGAGUCUUGGAAGCCUUCUGAAAUAAAGAAAUAAGGUCCCAAGAUUAGGAGAUGCUGCAAAGGAAGCAAAGGUACAUGGAUGAGAUGAGGGAUGUGCUAAGGGUAAUAACAUCUCUGCGAUGACGACACUGCCUCCCGUUUGAAUAGCGCUUUAUACUUUUUUAAACGUGUUUUCUAUCCGUUAUCUGUUUUCACCCUUAGCCUAUCCCUCUGAGGUAGGUGGGGUAGGACUUUCCUGCCAGGGUACCUGAGGAAAGAGACCCAGGUGAGAUGGUUCACCCAAGAUCACAGGAAAAGAGAGUGGCAGGGCUGGGUGAGGGCUCCUCAUCCUGGGCAGUGUCCCCCACCACGCACACUGCCUACCUCUGGGGUCUGAGCGACGUCUCUGGCCUGGCCUGGCCUCUCUUGGUCUCUCUCCUCUCUCCUUCCCCUGACCCACCAAAAAGAACCAGAAGCAACGGGGCCGACUCUCGGAGUUCCUGGGACGAGAGCAGACCGGCUACCAAAGGCCCUGGCUUGGGCGUCCGAAAGGCUCUUCCUACGUGGGGUCCUGGGUGGGUGGCCCAGCCUGUUCUUCCCACCUCCAGUUCCUCAAUCAAUGGCAGCCCCUUGUCGCUGCACAGAAGUGACCCAGCCUUCUGGAGGCAGCUGGUACCCAGGGUUGGACCUCAGCCUGACACUUAAUUCCAGCUUCCCCAGGGCAGAGGGCUGAGGGAGAGGCCCGUGCUGCAGGGGCAGCCUUCACACAAGUGAGUCCCCCCAGGAGGGCUGGGCAAGUGGGUGCUGGAGGCUGGGAGCCUCUUUCUCUCCUGCCCUGAGCCUCCCAACUGGUGCUAUCUGUUACCUAACCUUGCUCAUGGACAUGGACACAGACCCAACCUGCCCUAGACCCUGCAGACGCCUUGGGAGGCGCCCCGAGGACUCCUUUGUGUUGGUGCAUCUGCUCUCUGGUCCCGAGGGGCCACAUGUUUUGCAUGACCAGGCACUGGUGUGGGGUGCUGUGCCCCAAGACCCUUGUUUGUGUCAAGAAUGACUUUUCCUGCUCCUCCCAUCACAAUCCCGCUUCUCUCCCAGCCAAGGGAGUACAGUGGGCAGCCAGCGCCCACACCACGUUUGUGAGUGGUCUGCUUCAGCCUUCCCCUCAUCUGCACCUCUCUGCUUUCCUCAGACCCCUUUUUGCCAUGCAAAGGGAACUCUUGGAAUUAAAUAAAAGGUGUCCAGAUUGCAGACUG